Messenger RNA from Candidula unifasciata, 471 nucleotides. The record is from the annotation of a GenBank genome assembly. Lineage: Eukaryota; Metazoa; Mollusca; Gastropoda; Stylommatophora; Geomitridae.
AUGAGUCAGGAAGAUCCUGUGCCGAUCUCACAGACCUACAAAGCUCCUCAAGAUGUGGACCAAGAAUUUGUUUCGGCAUCCCUGAUUGGAGCUGGUCACACAAGAGGUCACAGUGAGGAUGAUUUCCUGGCAUACUCUGAGCCAGAUUUUGAAAACAGUUCAGAAAAUCCAUACAGGGACACAACAGAAAGUGACAUUAAUCUACGUCAUAUCCCACUAGCUGAUCUGGUGCCUCGGCCAUGGAAGACAUUUGAGCAGGUGAUGGUGGCUUCGUACAUCAGUGUCAUCCUGUGCUUUGUGACUGGCCUACUUUCUGUGAGGUAUGCCAGACGCGGCAGGAAGCACCAGUCCAAGGGGCUAAUGGGAAUGGCACAGAAAGAGUUAAAGAUUGCUGUGUGGUUUAUCUAUGCUAGUGUAGCAUUUGGCAUCCUAAUUUUCCUGAUCAUCAUUCCAGUUGCAGUUUCUGUUUAA